This is a messenger RNA of Metarhizium album ARSEF 1941, 630 nucleotides long. RefSeq lists its product as uncharacterized. The record is from RefSeq and is a predicted model, not a curated record. The coding region runs from base 1 to 630 and encodes 209 amino acids. Lineage: Eukaryota; Fungi; Ascomycota; Sordariomycetes; Hypocreales; Clavicipitaceae. The transcript has a single exon.
AUGACCAAUUUCAACGCUCUCCUCCUCGCAACAAGCAGCGCCCGGCUUACAUCGCCUCCCGAUCCUCCUGCGCUCUCGCAGAAUUUUCAGCUCAUAGCGCACGUCACGUCUCCCAACGUUACCCAGUUCACGGCCGGCAUUGAAAACUGGGAGGUUGCCUCAUUGCCGGGCUUCGGCUGCGACGAGCCCCUCGCGCUCAAGAGACCGAGAGGAAGCCGCACCGCCAGCGGCACGACAUUUUGGUUCGACCCGGAAACAACGAGCGUCGCCUACGGCCAUGGCCAAGACGUAAAGCGCCUGUUCAUUCCCCAAGGAGGGCGCGGCGAACGAGCUCUAAGCAUGCACUGCGCAAAGGCAACACCAGGAGUUGAAGUCGUCCCGCGCCGAGAUGGGCCGCAGCUUGUUCACCGCGACAACGGGACGUUUUACGUGUGUCCAAGGAGGGUGCGUUCGCGGGCGUUGGCGCAGCUGCUGUACAGACAAGGCGACGAGUUGCUGCCGUACAUGUGUGCGGAUGUGGUCCUGUUCGCGAAGUGGGCAAAGGGCAGCAGCAUGAGGGAAGAGUCCAUGGUGGACUGCUGCACCGAUGUCCGCGACGGCGUGUGCAGGUUUCCCGUCCAGCACUUCUAG